UUUUUUUCUACCUUUCUUUCUUUCUUUUUUUUUCGAAACUGGAGCCCUCGUCGAAUUUUUCUCUCUCCCUUUCUCUCUCCCUCUUUCUUUCUCCUUCUCUCUCUUAAAAUAAUCCAUCGAUCAUGAAGAUCGUUGGAUCGAUCCUAAUCUUUCUCAUAAGCGUGAACGCGAUCGAACAGGUUCGAUACGAUUUAAAAAAGAGAUAUUACAAUCGUCCAAGUACGUCGUCGUCGUCGUCGUCCUGGAGACGUAGUCAAUUGGACGUUAGACUCGACGACGAGAGAACGGUUACGACUCAACGAUCGAUCUAUCGCCAGAAUAAACUUCAUUUACCGUCGAUAUUUUUCGAGGACGAUGACAAUUUCCGUUUAACGCGUAAUGGGAAUGUUGAGAAGAAUUUUGAGGAUAGUGAGAGCAACGAUUAUCUUAUCUCCGAUAGAACGACCAAUCAACGACGAAAGUUUUCACGUGAGCAUCGUGCUAUCGGGAACACUAUGAAAAAUAUCGUGACGUUGCCAACAUCGGAGAAAGAAAAUUAUCGUUACGUUUCUAACGUUCGUUAUAACGAUCGACCUGACAACGAAGGAGAGAACGAAGAUCAAGAUCAAGACGACGAUCAAGACGACGAUCACGACGAUCGUGAUGGCGACGAUGAUUCGAAAUAUUAUUCGUUGACCAUUGCCAACGACGAAAGGUUUAAUAAUCGCGAUCAAGAAGACAUUUGGAACACUCCGAAAGAAACCGACGUAUUUUUCUCCGACGGCGAUAUCACAGACGUCAAAGAAUUUUUGGAUGAUAUUAAAAGAAAAAUGAACAACGGGGAUUACGAUAAAUAUUUCGGUAGUGGUUACAGACAAGGUAGAAGAAGGAAGUUGACCAGUCAACAGCAAGGUGUCCUAUUGGUCGAGACACUCAGAAAGAAAAGAAAUCAGAGCGACACCGAUGAUUAUCGGGGACAUACCGCUUCGAAUCUUCAAAGCGGCAUCAUGGAUAUGUUGGGCAGAAUGAUACCACAAACUUGCAAAUACAAGGGGACGAAAUUCGAGUGUGGAUUAAGUAUCAGUUGCGUCUUGGCCGGCGGUAGACCGGUCGAUUUGUGUUCCGGUGGAUUGAUUUGGAGUUGUUGCGUCGACGAUGACGAUAUCCCGGAGAAAAUACCAAGACCGAGCGUUGGAUUGCUUCAGAAUGCGACAUUUUCGAUAAAUCUGGCGCAUCAGCAGCCGUACGUUGAGGACAACGUACAGAUCUAUGGUAGCAGUAUGAGACCUAGCAAACCCACGUACUCGGAAGACAUCCAUAGACCAAGUUAUUCCUACGUCGUGAACAAUCCAAGCAAACCUACUUGGCAACACCACCAACAUCAGUCUCAGCAUCACCAUCAUCAACAACAACAACAACAACAACAACAACAACAACAACCACAACUACAACCACAGCAGCACGAUCACGAUCGUCCAGGUUACGUGACACGUCCUACAAUCUAUCGUCCACCAACGGUUCAAUUCGAUUAUCCGCAGGACGAAUACGAUUCGUCUUAUCAUCCUUCUAACACUGGGAUCCAUGUGCCAAUCGACGAUGUCACCAACUCGUUGGAUUAUUCACAAUAUCGUGGCUGCGGCGAACUUUAUACGAGAAGCAAUAGGAUCGUUGGCGGGCACAGUUCGAGUUUCGGGAGUCAUCCAUGGCAGGCUGCUAUCAUAAAGUCGGGAUUCCUGACGAAGAAAUUAUCCUGCGGUGGUGCUCUGUUGAACAACAGAUGGGUCGUAACGGCAGCUCACUGUGUUGCAACGACACCAAACAACAAUUUGAAAGUUCGACUAGGUGAGUGGGACGUGAGAGACGCCUCGGAACGUUUGCUUCACGAAGAAUUUAACAUCGAAAGGAAGGAAGUUCAUCCACAAUAUUCACCGACGGAUUUCCGUAACGACGUAGCUUUGGUCAAAUUGUCGAGGACCGUAGCGUUUAAGCAGCACAUCGUACCAGUUUGCCUGCCGGCUAGAAAUCUAAAGUUAUCAGGUCGAACGGCAACCGUUGCCGGAUGGGGAAGAACUCGUCACGGUCAGAGUUCAGCACCUUCGGUCUUGCAAGAGGUCGACGUAGAGGUGAUACCUAACGAAAGAUGUCAAAGGUGGUUCAGAGCGGCUGGUAGACGCGAAACCAUACACGACGUAUUUCUAUGCGCUGGUUACAAAGAAGGCGGUAGAGAUUCCUGUCAAGGUGAUUCCGGUGGACCAUUGACCAUGUCCGUCGAAGGCAGACACGUGUUGAUCGGUUUAGUUUCAUGGGGUAUUGGUUGUGGACGUGAACACUUGCCAGGUGUAUAUACUAAUAUUCAGAAGUUCGUGCCGUGGAUAGACAAAGUUAUGAGUUGAGAUUUCAUACGAAGACACGUUCUGUUGUUCCUUUUGGAAAUAAGAGAGAGAGACAAACAGACAAUAUGAGAGAGCGAGUGUGUGACAGAGAGAGAGAAAGAGAGAGAGAGAGGAGGAAGGGCAAGGAGAAAGCGAGUGAAUAAAAUACUCGAAAGAUCGGUCGUGUAGUGCGUUAACGUUUGUAAAGUUACCAAAGCUACUACCAUUAACUUUCGAAGAGACUUUUGUUGUGUUGAAAAUGACGUAAAAAAAAAAAGAAAAAAAUUAAUAAUAAUAAUUACAAUGGCGACGUUCUUUUACGUAUGCGUAUGCGAAAAGUAAUUUUAAUUAAA
This is a messenger RNA of Vespula vulgaris, 2704 nucleotides long. RefSeq lists its product as uncharacterized. Gene Ontology annotation, biological process: proteolysis. The transcript is spliced from 9 exons. Lineage: Eukaryota; Metazoa; Arthropoda; Insecta; Hymenoptera; Vespidae. Gene Ontology annotation, molecular function: serine-type endopeptidase activity. Bases 123 to 2372 code for a protein of 749 amino acids. The record is from RefSeq and is a predicted model, not a curated record.